Messenger RNA from Cutaneotrichosporon cavernicola, 3981 nucleotides. RefSeq lists its product as uncharacterized. Gene Ontology annotation, biological process: sterol transport. The record is from RefSeq and is a predicted model, not a curated record. The transcript is spliced from 2 exons. NCBI's taxonomy places the organism in Eukaryota, Fungi, Basidiomycota, Tremellomycetes, Trichosporonales, Trichosporonaceae. The coding region runs from base 1 to 3981 and encodes 1326 amino acids. Gene Ontology annotation, cellular component: membrane. Gene Ontology annotation, molecular function: sterol binding.
AUGUCAGCCGACCCGCCCCGCGGGCCAGGCAUCUGUGCGAUGCGCGGCUCGUGCGGCCGCGCCUCCAUGUUUGGCGCCGAGCUCCCGUGUCCCGACUCGGGCCCCGCCACCGAGAUGGACGACAAGGUUCACGACCUCCUCGCCACCGUCUGCGGGAGCGCCUACGACAUCCCCUCACAUGUCUGCUGCACCUCAGACCAAGUCAAGACUCUUGGCGACCAGCUAUCCCAAGCCGCCCCCCUGAUCGCGGCCUGUCCGGCGUGCAUCAACAACUUCCGCGCAUUCUAUUGCGACUUUACCUGCUCCCCGGACCAGAGCACCUUUAUGGCCGUUACCAAGACGCAGCGAACCACAACGGGCCAGAAGGCCGUCAAGUCCGUCGACUAUGCCGUGUCAGAUUUAUUCGCAACAGGCUUCUUCGAUAGCUGUAAGAGCGUGCAGUUUGGAGCUACCAACGGGUUCGCAAUGGACUUGAUUGGAGGCGGCGCGACUAAACCCCACGACUUUCUCAAGUACAUGGGCGACGUGCGGCCCGGUCUCGGCAGCCCGUUCCAAAUCGACUUCCCCACCGGGACGAAUUACUCGCGCACCCCGCUGUCGUGUACGGACGAGGGGAUCGAGUCGCGCUGCGCCUGCGCAGACUGUCCCUCCGUCUGUCCAGCGCUGCCCUACAUUCCGCCACCAGACGAACCGGGAUGUAAAGUCGGCAAGGUCAGCUGCCUCACCUUCUCCCUUCUCAUCGUGUACGGCGUUCUCCUCGCCAUCGGCCUCGCAUACUAUGGUACCCGUACGGCUCUGCGCGCCCGCCGGCGGCAGUACGAACGCAUGGCGUUAACCGACCCACCGCUCUCUCCCACCACGACUGGCCUCGAGGGGCUGGUCGGCCGUGGGUCCAGUGGCGCCGAUACCGACUCGGGGCCCAGCGGCAGCAUCCACUUCCGGCUAGGGCGCGGAGCGUCCCUCCUCGACCCUAUGGAACACCUCCAGCCAAAGCAGAACCAGAUAAACGCCGUCCUCCGCCGCUCUUUCUAUCGCCUUGGCCUCUUCUGUGCCUCCCAUCCGUUCUUGACUUUCGGCCUCGCUUCGCUGGUUAUCGCUAUCCUGAACGUCGGGUGGGUGCGCUUCGCAGUUGAGACCGACCCCGUACGCCUGUGGGUAGCGCCCAGCAGCGAGGCAGCCGCGCAGAAAGCCUUCUUCGACGAGUACUUUGGCCCGUUCUACCGCAGCGAGCAGCUGUUCAUCACGGCCGAGGGCGGAGGCACGCCAGUCUCUUACGGAACGCUGGACUGGUGGCUUGCCGUCGAGGGGCAGAUUAAGAACCUCGCCUCACCGGCCGGGACCACGCUCCAGGACGUGUGCUUCUCCCCCUCUGGCAAGGGCACGCCGUGCGUCGUCCAGUCCGUCAGCGCGUGGCUUGGCGACGACAUGGACCAGUGGGGAGACGGCUGGGCCAAGCGCAUCAAGGAAUGCGCCCAGCGCCCUGGCGAAUGCUUGCCAGACUUUGGGCAGCCGAUCGACCCCAAGCUCGUCCUGGGCGGCGCCAACGGCAAGUGGCUCGAUGCAAAGGCUCUUGUCGUCACAUACGUCGUUACCAACUACGAGGAGGGUGACGAGCGAUUACCCGCUACUGAAGAGUGGGAGCGCACUCUUGAGGCGUUCCUUACCAACCUCGAACCUCCGCACGGCAUCAAGGUAUCCUUCUCUACUGGCGUGUCCCUCGAAGAGCAGCUCAACAAGAGUACCAACACGGACGUCAAGAUUGUCGUGCUCUCGUACCUUGUUAUGUUCUUGUACGUAUCGCUGUCGCUCGGCGGCGGACGCGUGCCCAAGCGCGAAAUCGGGCGUAUGUUCAAGCGCCUCGGCGCCGAGAUCCACCAAUUCGCUUACCGCCUCGGCAUCGUCCGCACCUUGCCCGACCAUGAGGAGAUGGAGCCGUCGCUCAGCACUGUUCCGACGCUCCUCCUCGUCAACUCCAAGUUUACGCUCGGGUUGUUUGGUAUCGCCAUCGUGCUUAUAGCCGUGAGCACUUCGGUCGGUCUCUUUUCGUUCUUGGGCGUACGCGUCACCCUCAUCAUCGCCGAGGUCAUCCCGUUCCUCGUCCUCGCCGUCGGGGUUGACAACGUCUUCAUCUUAGUGCACGAGCUCGACCGCCAGAAUGCGCUCCACGCCGGGCCUGAUGCACCGCCACGGCCGGUUGACAGUGACAGCGACGACGAGGUCGAGUUUGGGAGAACCCCUGUUGCCGGGUUAAGUGCCGAGGAGCGGGUUGCGCGCGCAGUCGCUCGCAUGGGUCCGUCUAUACUGCUGUCGAGCACGACCGAAGUCGUGGCCUUUGCGCUCGGCGCACUCGUCCCCAUGCCCGCCGUCCGCAACUUUGCCAUCUACGCGGCCGGUAGCGUGCUCAUCGGCGCGCUCCUCCAGGUGACAGUCUUCGUCAGUGCGAUGGUGCUCGACCUCAAGCGCUGCGAGGCGGGUCGCAUGGACAUCUUCCCGUGUAUCCCGUUACGAGGCAAGAUCAGGCUCGACGAGGGCCCUGCUUCUGAGGGUGUAAUCCACCAGUUCAUCAGACGGGUGUACGCCCCGGCUCUCUUACAGCCAGAGGUCAAGCACGGCGUUCUCGCCGCCUUUGGCGCACUCCUCCUCGUCUCGGUCGUCGGCAUCCAGCGCAUAAACCUCGGCCUCGACCAGCGCCUCGCCCUUCCUCCCGACUCGUACCUCGUGCCAUACUUCAACGACCUUGACGCGCACCUCGACGUCGGGCCGCCCGUGUACUUUGUCGUGCGCGGCGGCGACCCAGCCAACCGCUUGGGACAACAAGAGCUCUGUGGGCGCUUCACAACUUGCAUGGAACUCAGCGUGGCGAACACCCUUGAGGCCGAGCGCAAACGUCCCGAUAGCAGCUUCCUCGCCGCCCCGCCAGCGGCGUGGAUCGACGACUUCCUGCAGUGGACGAACCCGGCAUUCGACAGCUGCUGCCGUGUGCGCAAAGCCAAUCCGGCUGUGUUCUGCCGUCCACGUGACUCGGAUCGCCUGUGCCAGCCCUGUUUCGCCGGCCGCGAGUGGGACAGCACGAUGGCCGGCCUCCCGACUGGAGACGAAUUUGACCGCCUCCUCAACCAGUGGCUUGUCUCGCCAGCUGACGACUCGUGUCCCCUUGGCGGACUGCAGGGCUAUUCUACCGCAGUAGCCCUCGACUCCCAGGGCACGCCGAACGCGUCCCACUUCCGCACGUUCCACACCCCUCUGCGCACCCAAAACGACUUUAUCAGUGCCCUCGCUGCGGCCCGCCGCAUCGCCGCCGACAUAUCAACGCGCACGGGACUAGACGUGUUCCCCUACUCGCUCUUCUACGUCUUCUUCGACCAAUACGCCUAUAUCCGGGGAAUGACUGUACAAGUACUGGCUCUCGGUUCGGGCGCUGUACUGGUAAUAUCCUCGGUGCUCUUGGGGAGCUGGCGAACAGGCCUAGUGGUCACGGGAACCUGCAUCCUAGCAGUCCUGAACGUGAUGGGCGUAAUGGGAUUCUGGCACAUCAGCCUCAAUGCCAUUUCGCUAGUCAACCUCGUAAUCUCGCUCGGCAUCGCCGUCGAGUUCUGCUCCCACCUAGCCCGGGCAUUCAUGGGUGCCGGCGGACUGGUCUACGACGAAAAAAGGGACCGUGACGAACGCGUCUACACGGCCCUAGUCGAAGUCGGUCCCUCUAUCUUUAGCGGGAUCACACUGACCAAGCUGGCCGGUAUUUCAGUUCUUGCGCUGACCCGGUCCAAGUUGCUCGAAACAUACUACUUCCGCAUGUGGCUCGCCCUCAUCCUCGCGGGGGCACUACAUGGGCUGGUAUUGCUGCCGGUGUUGUUGACGUACUUUGGCGGAGACGGGUAUGCUCUGGAAGACACGGAUGAGGAUUGGGUCACGAGCCAGAUGCGCAGGCCUAUGGACUAUGAGCGGGCGCCGUUUGAUGACGACGACGUACUGUCGGAUUAA